AUGGCGGCCUCCUUACUGAGCAGGAGGACGGCUAGGGUUUUCGGGAUUUCUUCGAUAAAUUCUUUACUACCAAGCUUAUCCCAGUGCGUGAUCUUACAACAGGUCGCCGGUUAUAACCCAAAGCCUCUGAGGCUUAAUUUGAAAACGCCGUACAUUCCGGACAAGAAUAGUGAGAAAACACCGGAAUGGCAGAAGACGGUUAAAUAUGACCGUACCCUGUAUGGAAAGUACGGCGCUGCAUCUGGUGUUGACCCUGUCAAACUCUGGCCCACACAUGAACAACUGGAUGAAAUGAUUGCCGAAGAGAAAGAGUGGCAUCCUCCCCUUGAGAAAAUGUUGGAGAACAUCGCGGUCAAAGAGAAAGAAAGGGCCGAGAAACGACUAGCAAGGGAGAAACUUAUUGCUGCUAAUAUGGCUAAAAUGCCUAAGAUGGUGGCAGACUGGAAAAGGGAGAAACAUGAGGCCAAAAAGAAACAGAAAGAGGACAAAGCGCGACGCGACCGUCUUUUGGCCGAAGCUCGCGAGCGGUUUGGCUACGCGCUGGACCCUCGCAGCCCCAAGUUUUUGGAGAUGGUGAGCGAGAUAGAGAAGGAGGAGAAGAAAAAGCGAAAACUUUUGAAAAGAAGACAGAAAGAACAGCAGCAGGGCCUUGCGGGCGGAGCUCCGCCUCCACCCGCUGCUACAUCCUAAACACACCACCUACAAGUCGGUUUUGGACUUCUGUACAUAGCAUCACAACCCUGGGACUGUGUGAAUUAAGAUUGUCAAGAAAAGUGCUGACCUAGGAUCAGUUUUUGCCUUUAUUUCACUGUUAAUAAACAUGGACAAGGGCCGAGGGGCACUGAUCAUAGAUCAGUACUCUUACGCAGAGGCGCUUCUUUCAAAUAGACCUUAUGUAUACAUGUAUAAAUGUCAUCAUUGGUUGUCAAGAUUUUCUCUUUGUCUCUUUAAAUAAUACAGAAACCAACUUUCUACAGCUCUCUCCACCAUAAGUUAAACACCGACGUUUAUCCUUU
This is a messenger RNA of Chanos chanos (milkfish), 1016 nucleotides long. RefSeq names its product growth arrest and DNA-damage-inducible, gamma interacting protein 1 (gene gadd45gip1). Gene Ontology annotation, cellular component: mitochondrion; nucleus. Lineage: Eukaryota; Metazoa; Chordata; Actinopteri; Gonorynchiformes; Chanidae. The record is from RefSeq and is a predicted model, not a curated record. The coding region runs from base 1 to 690 and encodes 229 amino acids. The transcript is spliced from 2 exons.